Prorocentrum cordatum is the source of this 1367-nucleotide messenger RNA. Lineage: Eukaryota; Dinophyceae; Prorocentrales; Prorocentraceae. The record is from the annotation of a GenBank genome assembly.
CCCGCUCCUCCUCCGAUUCGCAUCGCGCCACGGAUCCAAGUGGCCGAUGUCGGUCCUCACGAAGACAGAGCGGCGCCAGAGGGAAGCAUGAUGACCGCAGUGCGCACUCCGCCGCCGCUUCGCUGCCAGCGGCCGCGCACUCCUCACUCGCGCCUGCCCGUGUGAGACGUGAGACGUAACGUCACUGUCGGGACAGAGCUUAAAAUGAGAAAAAACGCCAACAACAUCAAAACUUUUGGCGCCCCGCGCUGAUUGCUUGGCCCUGCGCUGGACCCCCCCUCCAUGGCGCGCGGAUCUGCGCCAGCGGCGGCGCCGCCGGGGGGAGCCCAGCGCGGACCCAAGAAAUCCGCGUGGAGCGCCAAACAUUGAGGAGGAGGAGGAGGAGGAGGAGGGCCACCUUGCAUUGAGGAGGAGGAGGAGGAGGAGGAGGAGGAGGAGGAGGAGGAGGAGGAGGAGGAGGAGGAGCUCCUCCUCCUCCCAGGUUCAUGCCGUUCGCUCUCCUUCGGGAGCAAACGCAGACAGACCCGCGCGCACGGCCGGCCCCUGCCCGGGGCGAGCCGCCGCUCCGCGGCUGGGCCGCGCCGUGGCGCCCGUGCGAGGCCUCUGCUCUACAGUCUGUACACAACGAGGCCUCGCACGGCCUCGGCCGCGCCGCGCGCCCCGGCCCCCCCCAGAGGAAGAAGAAGACUCCACAACGAUACAGGGCAGUUCAUAAGGGGGGGGGGGCUGGCUCUGGACCUCUGCCUGGUGCGACUGUUUGCACCAGCGCGUCCCAUGGGGGAGACCCCAUCUGCCUGAACCAGGCGACAAAAACACGGAAGAUCUACAAUUCAGCCCGACUUCGAUCUACAACAAUGAAGAAGAACGAUCGCUAAUCCAGGACGCCUCGCCACUGCUCGAACUCAGGGCCUGCCGAGCCCGCCGUGCGCCUGCAGCCACCGCGCCAGCCGCGGGGCGCCAGCCUGCGGCGGCCCCGCCCCGCACAAGCAGGAGAUCGGCCGCUGGUCGUAGGGCGCGCCGCAGCCGUAGCAGAAGUCCGCGCCGCAGCGGCAGUGCAUGUGGUCACAGCCGACCUCCUCUGAUGGGCAAGCCCCGGAGCCUGGCAGGCCUCCGCGGCCCACAGCCCGAAGCCGCCGUCGGCGGGCCCCUCGCUGGCGGCGGCCUCCGCCGGCGCCCCCGCGCCGCCCGCACCGGCCGCCGCUCCGGCGGCCGCGGCCCCUCCGAGCCUCGGCUCGCGCGGAUCGCGGAGAGCAUGUCUUGCCAUUCGCGGCGAUCGCGGACGAGGAAGAGGAGGAGGAGCAGGAGGAGGAGGAGGGCGCCAUCGAUGAGGAGGUGUAAGGAAAAAGGGCAGAUGUUGUUGUUUGAAC